Molecule: messenger RNA, 1588 nt
Organism: Tribolium madens (black flour beetle)
Lineage: Eukaryota; Metazoa; Arthropoda; Insecta; Coleoptera; Tenebrionidae
Product: CAAX prenyl protease 1 homolog
Exons: 2
Coding region: 231-1550 (439 amino acids)
Biological process (GO): CAAX-box protein processing
Cellular component (GO): endoplasmic reticulum membrane
Molecular function (GO): metalloendopeptidase activity
Source: RefSeq, a predicted model, not a curated record
CAAGACACAAAGACAAUGACACAAAAAUUGUCAAAAUGUCAAAUUAAAGAAAUACGGCGUUGUUGUCAUAUCGGAUGUGUAAUUAAACGAUCAUCAUAUGAUGAAUCAUUAUACCAUGUGCAAAUUGUUUUGUGCAACGCAAUCAAAGUUAACAAACCAUCAAAUUUUGAUGAACCAUUAUCUAAUGAUCGAUUGAUGGGAGUUUUGUGCAACCGGGCAUAAGACAACAAAUGAACAAGAGUUCAGGCAAAUGUCAAACAAAUUUUUGUGUCAUUUGUGUCAAAAUGUUUGCAUUCAACUUGAAAAAUGUGUUAAUUGUGUUUUUGUGGAUUGACUACUUGUGGGUGCAGUAUUUGCGUGCUAGACAACACAAGAAAGUGAAAAUUUCAAAUGGGCUUUCAAAAGAAUGCAAUGAGGCACUACCGAAAGAAUCAUUUGAUAAAUGCAAAGCCCAAGCCCUUCAACGCAAUCGACUCGCUUUUGUCAAAGACUUUGUCUCAAUUAUUACAACCACGACAGUCAUCCAAAGCAAAAUUUUACCAAAGAUAUGGGACGAAACCGACCCAUUGGGUGAACUAGAUGAAAUUACCAGGAGUUGCAUGUGGUAUUUUUUCUUCACCACUUUUCUCGCAUUCAUCAAUUUGCCCUUUACAAUAUACGACAGUGUGAUUUUUGAAUCGAACCAAAACCCGGAAUUUCUCAUUUGGAAACAGCUCAAAAAUUUUGUAGUUGGACAGGUUUUCGCUGUGAUGCUUUGCUCACUUCUUGUCACGAUUAUCAAGAACGGAGAUGAGGUUUUUAUCAGUGUUUGGAUACUUUUUUGCUUAGUUGUGUUUAUUGUGGGAGUUAGCUACCCUCAAAUGGCUCCUUCAAAAUACCGUCAUUUGUCUCCACUCAAACCCGGAAAUUUGAGAAACGAGAUCACUAAUCUAGCCGUGACUUUAGAUUUUCCUCUAAAAGAAAUCUAUAUUGAGGAGAGAUUCAGUAACAAAUCUUGUUCAAAUAUUUAUUUUUACGGUCGUCCUCACCAAAAAUCAAUUGUUAUUUUGAACACACUUAUCCUGAAAGAACACGGAAUUGGGUGUACCAACAAUCAAAUUCUUGCUUUAGUUUCUUUCGAAUUUGCCCGUUGGCAUUUUAAAGAAUCGUUCAAAUACGUCAUGGUUCUCGAAGCUAAUCUUUUAUUGUCCUUUCUCGCUUUUUUCGUCUUGUUCAAGCACCCUCAAAUAUACGAAAUUUUUGGUUUUGUGAAUUUUCACCCUGUUCUUGUGGGUGUUUAUGUGGUUUUGAAAUACGUGAUGGUGCCUUACGCUUCGUUGCUGAGUUUUGGGUUUAUGUGGGUUUCGAGAAGGUUUGUAAUGCAAAAUGAUGAAUUUGUGGCCAAGUUGGGGAAAGGAAAAGCGCUAAUUGAAGCUUUGAUUCGAGUGGAGGAAAAUAAUGGAAAAUUUCCGGUUUGUGAUCGGUUGUAUUCCAUGUGGCAUAAUGAGAAGCCGUGUUUAAUGGAAAGAAUUGAAGCAAUUGAAAGGAUAGAAGAGGAGAAAUUUGAGUGAUGUUUUGAAAUUUUGCACUAAAUAAAAUAGAAAUUUUA